Messenger RNA from Phytophthora nicotianae INRA-310, 1200 nucleotides. RefSeq lists its product as hypothetical. Lineage: Eukaryota; Oomycota; Peronosporomycetes; Peronosporales; Peronosporaceae. The record is from RefSeq and is a predicted model, not a curated record. Bases 313 to 1050 code for a protein of 245 amino acids. The transcript is spliced from 2 exons.
AAUGUCGAUGCUCAAGGCUAAGCCAGCUCCAAGAAGCGAGCAUCGCUUGAAGGAAACAGUUGACCACGCUCCAUCGAUAUGGAAGAGGAUUGCUGAGCGACAACUGAAGGAGAGAACUCGAGUGGAGGAAAAGAACCAAAAACUGCGUUCUUCACUCAAGGGACAAAUCAGGCUCGCCAAGAAGCUGGAAGGACUGUUGCACAAGAGACCGCUAGACGAGGUGAAACGGAGAUCCUAGCUGACUCUAAGCGGCUCAAGCCCUUUGUCAGCACUUCGUUGACCCCAACGGACGAUGAAAUUUUUGCCGAUCAAAUGGCACACGUACAACUUGCAAGCUCGGAAGUGGAUCGAAUUUUUGGCACACCGGAGUUUGUAGACCAAUCUGCCUCAUUCUACAAAUUGCAAGUCAUGAAUGACUCAAAUUCAGACACUGGAGUUGCGUUUGUGAAGAAAGCAAGCUCACUGAUACCGUUCGACAUCAAGGUGACGGAGAAGGCGUUAUGGCGCGCUUUGGCUGAAGAAGGAACUAAGAAAGACAGCUAUUUUCUCGAUGAACGCCUGACAACAGACAACGUGGAGGUUUGCUCGUAUGGAUUGCAUUUUCGAGUUGACAACUUCCACGCAAAUGUGCUCGGGAAACAGACAUAUCGGAGAUGUGUUGCGGACGACCGAGUCGUCAUCAUGUGGAAAUGGGUCGUAGAUCCGGUGGAGGUCAACGGCACAAAGUUUCGAGGAAUUCGAUGUCAUGAAACGGGAUGGAUCGUGCUUCGCGGUGUCAGCAUCGGUACUUCCAGCACUUCCGAUUUUGAUCCGGUUUUCUGUAAUGUUCCAUCCAACUCUGUGACGUCGACGAAGUUACUGUCGUAUUCCAAGAUGACUAUGGAGCUUCAGGAUGACAUUACGGAUCAAGACCUUCAAGUUGGUGCGCUUACUAAUUUUGUGGUCAACCUGCACGACACACUGACGGAAGUGUGUGGAAAGAUGAUCACCAAUGUUCUUGUUGAGGAAGAUUGGAACGUCAACGGUUGGUGGGGCUUGCAGCAGAGCUAAGGAGUGAAUAGCCAUCUCUCGUAUUUUUUUUUAAUUUAGAUAGAAAUUUAUCUAGUUUUGAAAAUCCAAAAUAAUUAGGUCGAGUGCUAGAUUUUCUGAAGAAGCAUUUAUUUAAUCAAGCCCAGAUUUCUAAAAAAAAGAACUUUUGUU